AUCAUCCAUCAUUGAGUUAGAUAACAAUUUGAGUAAAAUAGAAUAUGACACUCUAACGAAAACAAUCAUCCACCCAUCAUAUUCCUCAAACAUUAAUAACGCAUCCCACGUGUCUUUAAAUAUUCCAUCUCUCAUCUCUCUCUAUCUCUCCCUCUCCCAUUGAUUUACACUUUCACCGACAAACAAUGGCGAACGGAGCCGAUCGAUUGGAUCUGGACGGCAGGCCGAUCAAGCCGCUGACGAUAUGCAUGAUCGGCGCCGGCGGCUUCAUCGGCUCUCACCUCUGCGAGAAGCUCAUGAACGAGACUCCGCACAAGGUCCUCGCCCUCGACGUCUACAACGACAAGAUCAAACACUUGCUCGAGCCGGAUACUUCUCAGUGGGCGGAGAGGAUCCAGUUCCAUCGCAUCAACAUCAAGCACGAUUCGAGGCUCGAGGGACUCGUCAAGAUGGCGGAUCUGACGAUUAAUUUGGCUGCGAUCUGUACACCAGCGGAUUACAAUACGCGUCCGCUUGACACUAUCUACAGCAAUUUCAUCGAUGCUCUCCCUGUGGUUAAGUACUGCUCUGAGAACAACAAGCGUUUGAUUCACUUCUCCACUUGUGAAGUCUAUGGCAAAACUAUUGGAAGCUUUCUUCCCAAGGAUCAUCCUCUCCGUCAGGAUCCUGAUUUUUAUGUGCUGAAAGAAGAUACAUCCCCUUGCAUAUUUGGUUCUAUUGAGAAGCAGAGGUGGUCAUAUGCUUGCGCCAAGCAGCUGAUUGAGAGACUUGUCUACGCUGAGGGUGCUGAGAACGGACUUGAGUUCACCAUUGUGAGACCGUUUAACUGGAUUGGACCUAGGAUGGAUUUCAUCCCUGGCAUUGAUGGUCCGAGCGAGGGCGUCCCUCGUGUCUUAGCAUGCUUUAGCAACAACCUUCUUAGACGCGAGCCUCUCAAGCUUGUGGAUGGUGGAGAGUCGCAGAGAACCUUCAUUUACAUCAAGGAUGCUAUUGAAGCUGUCCUUUUGAUGAUUGAAAACCCAGAGAGAGCCAAUGGGCAUAUCUUCAAUGUAGGCAACCCAAACAAUGAAGUGACAGUAAGACAACUUGCUGAAAUGAUGACUCAGGUGUACUCAAAAGUGAGUGGAGAGACGGCUAUUGAGAGUCCAACGGUAGACGUGAGCUCCAAAGAGUUUUAUGGAGAAGGUUAUGAUGACAGCGACAAGAGAAUCCCAGACAUGACCAUCAUAAACCGUCAACUUGGAUGGAACCCGAAGACUUCUCUCUGGGACUUGUUGGAGUCGACCUUGACUUACCAGCACAGGACCUAUGCGGAAGCUGUUAAGAAGGCCACUUCAAAACCAGUCGCAUCUUAGAGGUCAUCAUCACCUCGAACCAUUUGGUGGCUGCUACUCCAUUAUUUUUGCUUCUUCUUUUAUAAUUCACCCAUUAUCCCCUUAAAAUAGGCCAUUGUAAGCGAAUGAUUAUAAUUUCAUAUGGUGUUUGGUACUAGUUUUCGUUUUUUUUUGGUUAUAUAGUAUUUACUGAUAAUGUCUUUUGAAUGCGUUGUUGAGAGCUUUAUAUCUUUGUAUUUUGUCCGAAACUAAAAAGGGAAUGGUUUGUUCAAACUAUAA
Messenger RNA from Brassica napus (rape), 1613 nucleotides. Its product is annotated as UDP-D-apiose/UDP-D-xylose synthase 2. The record is from RefSeq and is a predicted model, not a curated record. The coding region runs from base 186 to 1355 and encodes 389 amino acids. Gene Ontology annotation, molecular function: carboxy-lyase activity. The transcript is spliced from 9 exons. Lineage: Eukaryota; Viridiplantae; Streptophyta; Magnoliopsida; Brassicales; Brassicaceae.